Molecule: messenger RNA, 2526 nt
Organism: Lindgomyces ingoldianus
Lineage: Eukaryota; Fungi; Ascomycota; Dothideomycetes; Pleosporales; Lindgomycetaceae
Exons: 3
Coding region: 115-2355 (746 amino acids)
Molecular function (GO): oxidoreductase activity; copper ion binding
Source: RefSeq, a predicted model, not a curated record
CAAACAUGCUCAAAGUAUCGAAGCAUCAGGUGUCUUGCCUUGUCACUCGUUAAUCAUUUCUUUCUUGGUGAAUUUUUUUUGAGAGUCCCUACACUCGUUUAAUCGCUGCUUAUAAUGGUAGCCAUCGCUCCUUACGCUGCCUCGGUGGCGACAAUCUCGUCUGCCGCUUAUUAUACCGCAUCUUCCUACCUCCCUGUACCGCAGAACUACACCACGGCUGUCAUCGUCAAGACCUUAACCAUCUGCCCUUGUAAUAUCGAUGGACAAUGCGCGACGGGAACUUCAGUUCAUGUAAACAGCUACUCUACAUCGGCUCCUAAAGAGCAUGGUGGCCCAUACGACAACCCGUACAACGACAUCCCUCUACCUUACUACUGGCCCGGAAAGCCCUCUAGUGGUGAGGUAACCCCUCCCCCACAGCCAACUGAACCAUACUCAUACGGAGGGCCGGCCAAGGGGAAGUACGACGCUCCUGCCUGGAUUCCGAAGGGCUAUGGGAAACUGAAGGGCUCCCUGCCAGAGGGAAAGCAAAAUGGAAAGUCCUAUUGGGGUGACAUCGAUUGCCCCCAUUUGCCAGUUUCUGGUCUGCCGGGGGCCCCGUCCUACCCUCCUCUUCCGCCGCCUUCGUCGUAUCCUACUUCCGUCAAAUCAUACCCAACUGCGCCGUAUCCUACUGGCUCUGGUUCCGUCUCGUACUCUACCAAUUCCACGAAGGUCACUGCAUCCACGUCCUAUAGCAGCAAAAGCACUAGCACCCCGGCCCCAGCUUGCCCAACUAUGCCUGAUACUGGUGUAACAAGAACGUAUGACUUUAACGUGGCCUAUCAGACAAUUGCUCCGGACGGUGUCACGAGGAAUGCUUUGACGGUUAACGGACAGUUUCCUGGCCCUCUUGUUGAGGCGAAUUGGGGUGAUUGGAUCCUGCUGCGAGUUACCAACGACUUGACCAAUGAAGGUACUGCUCUUCACGCACACGGUCUUUUCCAGCAAGCCACCCCCUGGUAUGAUGGUGUUCCGGCCGUUGCUCAGUGUCCGCUCACCCCUAACGGUGGUAAGUUGGAUAUGCUUUUCCGUGCGGACCGCUAUGGAACUUCCUGGUACCACAGCCACUACAGUGCCCAGUACUCUGGAGGUGCCCAAGGCCCCAUGAUCAUUCAUGGCCCAAAGCAUGCCGAGUAUGACAUCGAUAUUGGCCCGGUUCUCUUGACCGAUUGGUACCAUGCAGACUACUACACCCUAGUGCAAAACACAAUGGCUGGGAAUUUCCCACCGUCGAACAACAAUUUGAUCAACGGCAAGAUGCAGUACCCUUGUGCCAACACGACACUACCAUGCAAUCCCAAUGCCGGUAUUUCUAAGUUCAGGUUCCAGUCUGGCAAGAAGCACCUCCUCCGUCUCAUCAACACUGGAGCAGAAGGUACUCAGAAGUUUAGUAUCGACAACCACACUUUGACAGUUGUCGCUCAAGACUUCAUUCCGAUCGAGCCGUACACCACAAACGUCGUGACCCUCGGCAUUGCUCAGCGUGCUGAUGUCAUUGUUGAGGCAACUGGUGAUGCUGGCGACGCUUUCUGGAUGCGAUCUCAGCUCGGCACGGAACGCUGUACCCUUAAUGACGGCAUCUCUCCUAAUGCCGUUGCCGCUGUCUAUUAUGAGGAUACUGAUGAAGAGUCUGUUCCUGAGACUACCUCUGAUGUAACCGCCGCGCAGCUUGCGUUCUGCGCUAACGAUCCCCUCAACCAGACAGUUCCCCUUUGCAAGAUCCCUCUGGACGAGCCCACAACCACCGAACAGAUUGAUAUUGAAGUGCGAUCAAACGGUACCAACUUCAUUUGGUAUAUGAACAACAGCUCUUACCGCGGGGACUACAACAACCCAAUCUUGAUCCAGGCCAAGAACGGGGAUUUGGACUACCAGCCUCAAUGGAAUGUUCACAACUUCGGUACGAACAAGACAGUCCGUCUUCAUCUGAUUAAUCAUGGUCGACUCGGCGCUCACCCCAUGCAUCUUCACGGCCACGACUACCAUGUUCUUGCCGAAGGUUUUGGAGACUGGGAUGGUACGAUUGUGAACCCAGAAAAUACCGUCCGCCGAGACACGCAUAUUCUUCAGAACGCACGGAGCGCGACGGUGCCUGCUUUCAUGGUCCUUCAAUACAACCAAGACAACCCGGGUGUGUGGCCGCUCCACUGCCAUCUUGCAUGGCACGUAUCUGGCGGCCUCUUCAUGAAUGCCCUCGAGCGCCCAGAAGAUAUUCAGGCUGAGGAUUUCGACCAGGACAUCUUUGAUGGCUGCACGGCGUGGGAUGCCUACACCGCGGGUAAUCCGCCGAACCAGAUUGACUCGGGAUUGUAAGCCCCGGUCAUCAAUCCGCAUUGCCCCGCUUGUGGGGAGGAAUUUGUACGCUAUGUCGGAAAUUUGGGACCAUGAAACGCCUUUCAUGUAAUUAUUUCGCAUGAUACCGUUAUAGUAAAUUUUAAUGGGCCUUGAGGUUGGGCCGUCAAAAUGGGGAAGCUUUUGAAACUG